AUGACAAGCUUACGUAAAGCCUCAUUUUUUGAAAGAUAUCAAAUAUGCCGUACUGAAAACAAGUAUUAUCUGAAUUUUAAUAUAACUGUUGAAUACCCUUUCCCUAUAACAAAAGCCAAAUUAUCCCGAGCCUUAUCACACUUAAUUAAAGAUAAUCCAAUUUUAGGUUGCAAUUUCUUUGGUAGCACUGACAAUGAUUAUAGAGAUUAUGUAUUGAAGAGUAUCCCCAUUACAUUUGACUCUGUUGUUGAGUAUACUGAAUAUGAUGUCAAUCCAGAAUUUUUUGAAUUUUUGAACACUAUUUAUUUUGAAAUGAAUUGUACCAAACCUUUAUGGAAAUUAUUUAUAAAAGACAGUAUAAUAACUAUUUGUUGUAACCAUGCUUACUUUGAUGGUAAUGGUGGAGCAUUCUUCCAUAAAGAAUUAUUUCGAUUAUUACUAGAUACCAGUGAUGAUGCUGAAUUUCAAAAUGUUUUGAGUAAAGAAGUGGAUUCAUUGUCUGAAUCAGUAACUGAGGUUUGUUCCUUAUACAAAACACCAAUAUGGUUUUUAAUAAGAGGAGCUUUGCAAUUAUGGUUACCAAAUUGGAUGAGAAAGUUAGUGGCUUACUUCACUUAUCCAAACAUCAAUAAAUACCCAAUGUUUCAAAAUAAACCCAUAUCGUUGAAUCAACAUACAAACUUUAGUGUGAUUAAUUUGAAUAAUGAUAUAGUGUCAAAAAUGUUAGCCAUUACCAGAUCUACAUCAACAAAGUUAACGCCAUGGCUCAUUACCAUUGCCUUACAAACAUUUCAAGAAUUUCACCCUAAUAGGUCUAUGUCUAUAGCGAUUCCAUUAAAUGGUAGAAGGUAUUAUGAUUUGGAUAUGUUUCAGGUUGCCGUGGCUGAAAGUAGUAUAGAUAUCGAACCAAUCACCAAUCCAAUUGCUACCACAAAUUACAUUACAAAACGUUUACAACGUGAUCUUGACUCUCGUCAUCCAUUCUAUUUUGUUGGACUUUUGAAAUACAUUAAUAUUGGAUCGUUUCUUAAAUCAAAGAUAGGUACACAUAAACGGUCAACCAUGGAGAUUUCGAAUGUUGGGAAAAUGCCAUUACCAUGUUGGUUCAGUCAAGAUAAUGGGUUCCUGUCUCAUUUACAAUUCAAUGUGGUUUCAUCACCUCAAGGAAUGAACAUAGUGAUAGGACUUCUUGAUUUAGAUGUUGAUAGUUAUACUAAAGCGUUUCUAAAGCGGUUAAUGGCUGUUGUAGAUGAGUACAUAGAUACUAAUUAA
Messenger RNA from Candida albicans SC5314, 1272 nucleotides. Its product is annotated as N-acetyltransferase. The record is from RefSeq and is a predicted model, not a curated record. The transcript has a single exon. Bases 1 to 1272 code for a protein of 423 amino acids. Gene Ontology annotation, molecular function: N-acetyltransferase activity. Lineage: Eukaryota; Fungi; Ascomycota; Pichiomycetes; Serinales; Debaryomycetaceae.